CAAGGAACUCCAAAAAUUCAAAAAUACAAUUAAUGUUAUUGUUCUAAAAGAAUUGACUAAAAUUACAGAACCCGACUAGUUUAACCAUUUUCCAUCUAAUUUUAUCUUUUUUAUUUAACCAUUUUCCAUGUAAUUUUAUCUUUUUCAUUAAUAAAUUGUAUUCCAUAUUUCAAAUGCAACUUUUUGAUGUUUCAGCGAUUCAACUAAUCCAACAAUUUCCUCCGGAAAUUCAGAAAUUUGAUUAGGGAAUUUCAAUAUUGCCAACUCUCUGCUAAUCUAUUUGAAUAUUGAUUUGGAGUGUGUCGUGAUUCUCGUCCAAGCCCGCGUCUGAAAUAAGCAUACAAUUUUAUUUGGACCGUCCUUUAAAUAUAAAAUAGUACUUCUAACUUACUGGUACUCUCCGGUAGUGAAAACCAAAUCGUGCUCCUUAAUUUCUCCUCCUCCUCCUCCCAGUCUAUGCUGAAGAGGAUGGGAAGCGAAGCAGUUCAAGCAAACUUGGGAAGCAUUCAGCAGAGGAGGAAGGAGAUCAAACCCAGAUUUCUUUGCCUGCAUGGCUUCAGAACUAGCGCCGACAUUCUCAAGAAUCAAAUAAUCACGAAAUGGAAUCCUGCCGUCGUCGAUAAACUCGACCUUGUCUUUCUGGAUGCCCCUUUUCCCUGCCUCGGAAAAUCCGAGGUCGAGGGUAUUUUUGACCCUCCUUAUUACGAAUGGUUCCAGUUUAACAAGGAAUUUACACAAUACCAGAAGUUGGAUGAGUGUUUUACAUAUAUAGAAGAUUACAUGGUAAAGAAUGGACCUUUUGACGGUCUUCUUGGUUUCUCCCAGGGCGCCAUUUUGUCUGCUGCCCUGCCUGGCUUACAAGAGAAGGGUGUGGCUCUGACCAAGGUUCCGAAGAUAAAAUAUCUGAUAAUCAUUGGAGGUGCAAAGUUUAGGGAGAGAUCAGUAGCAGAAAAGGCAUUUGGUUCGCCUGUCACAUGCCCCUCUGUCCAUUUCAUAGGAAAGGAAGACUUCUUGAGGGAACCUGGGAUUCAACUCCUUGAAUCUUUCAUUGAUCCUUUGGUUAUUCAUCAUCCAAAAGGACACACCAUUCCACGAUUUGACGAGAAAGGCUUGGGAGAUAUGCUUUCCUUCAUCAAUAGGAUGGAGAAGGAGAUGAUCACAGGGGAAGAAGAGCAGGAAAUUGUUCCUAGUGGUUGAUUCCGUAUAAGAAAAACUAUUAAGAUUAUUAUUGAUUGAGUAUAUUGCCAUUGGUUUCAUGCCAUUGAUUGUGUAGUUAUGGUUGUUGAUGCUUUCAUGCCAUUGCUUUCAUGCCAUUGCUUUCAUGCCAUUGCUUUCAUGCCAUUGAUUGUGUAGGGCAAGUAUUCAACAACUUUACCUGUAGAUGAUAUAGCUAAAUUGUGUUGGCUUACCCAGCAAGCUGAUAGUACUUUCAAAUAAGAAAUAAUUGAAUUUCUUGCGGUAACAAUGGCAUAGCCACAAGUAUAAAUUCGAUCGAAUCGGAACAAAAACAAACUCAAAUAGAUUGUUA
Cuscuta europaea is the source of this 1528-nucleotide messenger RNA. NCBI's taxonomy places the organism in Eukaryota, Viridiplantae, Streptophyta, Magnoliopsida, Solanales, Convolvulaceae. The record is from the annotation of a GenBank genome assembly.